AUGAAUCAGCACCGAUCCUUCAAGUAUGACUCGGUGAAAUUACAGACGGCAUCCACUGAGACCCGACUACUAGACCUUUAUCCGUCCCAACAUGAAAGUCUGCAAAGUCAGUUCAACAGGGGCGAAGCCUCGGACCGGCAGAGUCGCCUCGUAUGUCGCCUGUAUACAACGAAGAUUGAAAAGCCUGGGUGUUAUACAGCUCUUUCUUAUGUUUGGGGCGAGGGCAGGAAAAGCCGCUCAAUCUGGGUUACCAAUCUAUUCAGCGAUGGCGGGGAAGCCAGCAUCCCCAUCACAGAGUCACUGAACACGGCACUUCUAUCCCUGCGCAAAGCAGACAAGAUAACUACGCUAUGGAUUGAUCAGAUUUGUAUCAAUCAAGCCGAUGACGACGAAAAAGGUGAACAGGUCGCCAUGAUGGGAAGCAUCUACUCAGCAGCAAACCAGGUAUUGGUAUGGUUAGGCCCAGCAGAAGAUGGCUCAGACGAGUUGAUGGAUGCGUGGCAAGCCAUUGGCCAAGGGCUCCGAGACUUUGGACUCGAAAGCUACAUGACCCCCCAGAGAUACUACACGAUAUUCGCUAUGACGAGGAACGAAACCCCGACCGAUGAAGCGACAAUGUACUUUCAAGAUUUGCUCAACCACACGGUGGAUGUUUUCGCUCCUUUGAUCAAAAACAUGGUCCUGAAAGCCUGGUUUGACAGACCAUACUUUUCACGCGUAUGGAUCGUACAGGAAUUUUGUUUAUGUGCAGACACAGUAUUCGUCUGUGGUACCAAGUCCGUUGCUGUUGAGCUCGUUACGCUCGCAGUGGUGAUGGUCUACACGAUUAUCGGCAACAAGCCCAAACGCGACUAUACAAAGCUCCAACCGCCUGGGAUGCCUUCGCAGCGACUGGAGGAGUUAUCAAAGAAACCCAUAGCCUCACUAUUUGCUUGUCGUCAACAUUAUCAAAAUCGUGCAGACGAAGAGCUGCAUAUACUGUUGCGCAGGCUGUUUGUAGGUCACGAUACACGUGCUACUGAGCAUCGUAACCGCAUCUUUGCGCUCCUCGGCCUUGCAGUUGACGCGCAGAAACUGGGUACCCAACCUGACUACAGCUCCUUGGACGGCAGCACUGAACGCAUCUUGACCCAAACGGCGCGUGCAAUGAUUGAGAAAGCUGGACUUGUCGGUAUACUCUGCUACUCCCAGUUUCCAAAGGUCCCUGCAUUGUCCAAACUGCCAUCAUGGGUCCCUGACUGGCGAUCAAACCUGCGUCUAUCGUUUUAUACCAUUAACGAGCGCUGUGACGAUCACCUAUAUGCUGCGUCAGGUCAAGGAAGUAGGGUCGAGACCGUGCAGUCUGGGGAAGAAAACGCAAAUAUUCUUGGAAUACGAGGUUAUGUAGUUGAUGCGAUCGAGAAAGUAGCUGAUGGUGGUGGCUGGAUGGACCUAGAUUGGGACCACGUCAGGUAUCUAGGCUUCUUCGCCCAAGUGGACAUGCUGUGGCAGGAAUCUAUGAAAAAGAAUUACAAGAUCUUCGGCGACACAACGGAGUCUCGCAAAGAAGAGGCGCGGUGGCGCGUCCCGAUUGGAGAUAUUUACUGGACAUGGGAAGGCGAUCAUCACAGAGCAACGUCUGAUGCGGCCAAAUUCCAUAGCCAAUUGUUGAGAGAACUAUACAUGUUUGAUGAAAUGACUCGGUUGGCAACGGAAGAGAAUGGUCAAGGGCUAAGAGACACGAAUUGGGAUGAUGGACGCCAGACAGAGGAUAUCAAGCACAAGUACCGCGAAAGUAUGAGAAAGAUGAAAGGCAAGAGGCCGUUUCUCACCAGGUUGGGGUAUCUGGGAAUGGGUCCAGUGGAAGGACAACCAGGCGAUGUAGUUGUCGUCUUCUGCGGUGGACCUAUCCCGUUUGUGCUACGUCCCUUGGACAAGAAAGAUGAACAAGAAAUGUUUUCGUAUAUCGGCGAGGCAUACUGUGAUGGAAUCAUGGAUGGGGAAGCGACUGUAGGGCAGAAACAGACCUUCUGGCUCGUUUGA
Molecule: messenger RNA, 2022 nt
Organism: Fusarium sp. VM40
Lineage: Eukaryota; Fungi; Ascomycota; Sordariomycetes; Hypocreales; Nectriaceae
Source: the annotation of a GenBank genome assembly